CAGCACGCCUUUCUCCUCUGAUGCGAUGUACCGGUGGAAGUAGCGGGCUCAUUGCUGAAGAACAUGUACUCCUGUUCUACAUCGAUGAGUUGGAGGAACAGAGUGGUGGAUGUGGAGGUACACAUGAGAGGAGCAGUUGAAGACCUGCCACUUGUUAGACGUGCACUGGGAUCAUGCAAUGGCAGGGAGCUUAGGCUCAUGAAGGUCGUAGCU
Molecule: messenger RNA, 213 nt
Organism: Geodia barretti
Lineage: Eukaryota; Metazoa; Porifera; Demospongiae; Tetractinellida; Geodiidae
Source: the annotation of a GenBank genome assembly